AUUCUGAAUCAGGUGGUCGCCAUGAAAAGUGUGGCUGGUGCUAGUGUUUACGCUGACAGUACUCAAGGCAACAACCUGGGUCAUGUUCCCAAGCCAGCAGGGAGGUAUUACUUGCCCCUGCGGUACGUGGCGGCGCUGUUGGGUCUGCUGGGGUGUGCUGUCGACUACCUAGUGAAGUUCAGUAUCAGUGUGACCCUCGUGGACAUGGUCAACAUCACCACCACCCCAAACAUCAUCUUCAACCCUUGUCCUGCUGCCCUGGACGCCGACGACAACAACGAUGCCACCAUGAGCAAUGGUGAGUACAGCUGGACACCACUGCAGCGGACAGCCGUGCUCACCACCUUCCUCUGGGGUUACUCCAUCACCAAGAUAGUAGGUGGACGCAUCGCGGAGGUGCUGGGCGGUGGAGACGAUGGGGUGCUGCUUGACGGUGUCUGGGUUACUCUCUCUUCUUUGUCCCGCCGCUUCCUACCUCCACCCCUUGGCUCUGGCCGGCGUGCGUCUCCUCAUGGGGUUGAUCCAAGGUCCCGUCUUCCUGCCCCUCUACAGCGUCCUGGCCAGCUGGUCCCUCCCGGAGGAACUGGCCACCAUGAUAUCUGUCGCAUACUCUGGGAGGGCACUGGGGUCACUGGUGGGCGUGGCUGGGUCCCGGUGGGUGGUGAAGAGCCUAGGGUGGAGGUGGGUGUUCUGGGGGUGCGGUGUGCUGGCUCUCACCUGGGCGCCCCUCUGGUUCAUCUUCGUCAGGAACUUUCCGUACGAGCACCCGUUCAUUUCUGAUAGAGAGAAACGGCUGCUGUCAUUAAUUCACGUGCAUCCUAAGCCGGAUACAACACCAAAAGGUCAAAAGGUAUUUGAAGUAAUAGAUGGUUUUCAGUUUGUGUUGUUUACAUAAUUCAUAAUAACCCUAACACGUUCGAGUUGUGUUACCGGUAUUGACCUGACAUUCUCGUGUACAAGAUGAAGCAUAAGCUACUUUACCGGGAACUGUAACAUAGGUGCAGUGUUCUGGGUAAAGUGACUUAAGCGUUGCGCGUCCUGUAGUUCCCCCUCUCUUCCUCUCCAAUACGCCCUCUAAUCUUCAUCCCCAACACGCCCUCCACCACCACAUGAUCGACCAUCGGUGCUUGCCCUCUCCACUCCUUGCACACCCUCCACGCCCCUCACACCUCAUCUAUCACUACCUGGCGGGGCGUACAGCGGAGGGUACCCUGGACACGUGUGGCCAUGGGCACGACCAUCUACCUGCUGAUGUUGAUGGAGACUGGCAAUAUGUGGGUCCAUAACAUGUUCGUUAACGAGACUCCAACCUUCUACAUAUAUAAGGUAUGUUCCCUCGUCUCCCAGAUAGAUAGAUAGAUAUGUCAAUAGAUAGAUAGAUAAGGGCGAGUGAUAAGAGGAAGGUCACUUUCCAUCACUCACUAAAUGACUCGAGGAUAAUUGUUUUCCCUUGCGAACUGCCAAUUCUUAACACUUUGCCUUAACUAGUACCCGAUGAAUGAUUUACACAUCUAAAAUCAUAAGCUAGCUGUUGUAUGAUAUAAUAUCUUCAAUGUAAAUAAAGAUAUUAAUUAUUUGGAAGUGAUUGCUUGGACUUGAAGCAUCACCUGUGUGUGUGUGUGUGUGUGUGUGUGUGUGUGUGUGUGUGUGUUUUCUCCAGAUCGGGAUGAGCUUGGAGACGUCGAGGUGGGUGCGAAUGGGAUGGUCGGGUGUAUCUUGGGUCUUCUGUUUCCUCUAUGGUAUGAUAUCUGACCUCAUCGUUCGCUACCGCUUCCUCUCUCGGGUCACACGCAGGUUCAUGCAUCUUAUAGGUAUGAUGUUGGUAGUGACGGGUCUGGUAGGUGUGAUGUGGUCGGGGUGUAGGACAGACUUUGUAGUGGGCUUCAUGAUGUUCCCGGUUUGGGGUCACCACCACCAGCGUCACUUACCAACUCACGCCUAUGGACAUCGCACCUAACUAUGCCGGUACACUGGUCGGCUUGGUUGGACUGGGUAAUCUCGUUGGCUUCGUGGCUCCUAUAACCACCAUCUUGUUUAACUCUCAGCCUAAUGGUUGGGAUGCCAUCAUCUUCUUCAGCUGUUGUCUUUACCUGGUCUUCAGCCUAUUCUACGUGGUUGGUGUGACAGCAGACGUACAGGACUGGAACUUUUACGAAGAGAUUGAUGGUGACGAGGAGCAGCCAGCAGUGAGUGAGACACCGAGGCCUCGACCAGCAGCACUAUGACACGAGACAGUAAUCCUCAGCGAAGAUAAAAAGGCGAUUUUUUUUAUACCCCGAACCAUAAUAACUGUACUAACUGAAAAUUCAAGAAAUAAUUAACUGUAAACAAUGACAAAAUGACUAACAAAAUCUCACCAACAGAAAUAUGCUAAACAAUUUAUACUGUAUCACAUUAUGAUAUAUUUGUCUGAUGUAAUUUAUAUGGCCAUCAGUUUAAAUUGUAUCCAGUCAACUUUGUCUUAAACCGUAUCUACUUUAACCUGCUGAAACUACUACCUAUCGUUUUUUACCUCCACUAAUAGUAUAAGAAGCAUCAUAAAUCAUCUUUUUCUUAGUUUAUUUGGGCUCUGCUAACUGAUUCCUCUCCAUUAUAAAUCUUAAGACUUCUCAAGUAUUACAGAAUGAUACAAACUCAACGAAAUGAACAAAAAUAAAACAAAAUUAACAACAAAACUUUAAAAGGGAACCAUAUGGUUGAGGAUAAACUUUUAUUGUAACAAAAAUAAACAAGAACGCCUUUUUUGUGCUCAAUGACUUUGGUAUAUAUCAUCGUAACCAUUUCAGUAUAAACCACAAGCAUUAAAAACAUCAACAAUAAGUCAUCCUUUUAUUGCUCAAGCUGAAGUUAUAUUAGUGUAUAUGACUCAUUACACACUUUAUGGUAUGUGGUAUAAGGUUGGGUACUGACCUCCUCCUCCUCAUGGCGAAGUCGUUCAUCUUGUCUCAUUAAACUCCCGAGAUAUGUGUACAUCAUUUAGAGUUACCUUGGCACCCUCCGCUCUCCUCUGCUCAGUUCUCCUGCACUGAGAUGUCCCAUUAAUUCUGGUUUGCCCGUUUAGCAGUAAUUAAGGCCAGGUAAUCAUCAUUUGAGAGGCAGAUUUAGAUUUCAAUUAUCUGCCAGUAAUUAUAAUGAAUUCCACUUCAUUGCUUUCAAUUAGUGAGCCAUGAUAGUGUAAUUAGGUGAAGUUAUUUAUGUCCACUCAUUAAUUAAUUGUUGAUCAAAAUGUUAGUUAUUCGUAUCGAUCUUGUUAUGUACACAAAAUUAUUAUUAUUUUAUAAAAUUUAGUGAUUUAAAGAGAUGCAGUGUAUAAGUUGUCUUACCUGCUGGUCUAAUGUGAUGACUCAAUGACCACAGAAUACCAACAGAAGGGUGAAGACAAUACAAUAUUUCCAUAACAAUGAUAAAGAAUAAUAAGAACAAAAUAAAGAUUACAGAGUGUAUGGUUAUCUUUUAAUGUUU
Homarus americanus (American lobster) is the source of this 3462-nucleotide messenger RNA. RefSeq lists its product as uncharacterized. The transcript is spliced from 9 exons. The coding region runs from base 22 to 780 and encodes 252 amino acids. NCBI's taxonomy places the organism in Eukaryota, Metazoa, Arthropoda, Malacostraca, Decapoda, Nephropidae. The record is from RefSeq and is a predicted model, not a curated record.